Sycon ciliatum is the source of this 2587-nucleotide messenger RNA. RefSeq lists its product as uncharacterized. NCBI's taxonomy places the organism in Eukaryota, Metazoa, Porifera, Calcarea, Leucosolenida, Sycettidae. The record is from RefSeq and is a predicted model, not a curated record. Bases 556 to 1605 code for a protein of 349 amino acids. The transcript has 6 exons.
UACUCUUGAGGCCAGCGCUAGCAGCUUCCCAUCCACUGCCACGCAUUGGUCGAGGUCUGCUGCCGCCGAACUCCGGCACUUGCCGCAUGCAUGCUAUGCGCGAAGCGUAAAUGACUAGCAGUUUAGUCAGGACGCCUCUCAUUCUUCUCACUUGCAGGACUUGCCAGUGGCAGUAGUCAUAGUGGUAGUAGUAGUGAGUGAUGCCGGUAGUAGUUGGGCUGGCUGCACCACUAGCAGUAGCAUUUCGCACUAGCAUUUCGCACUAGCACUGUAGCAGCAGCAGUUCAACAGACAACAGUAGAGGACGUGGAUGAAGGCUGGGCAGGAAAGUGCCAUCCCGUCGUCCGUCGACUUGUGCCACUGAAAGCGGAGCAGACGCGAGAGACGGCGGGGUCGAUGCCAAAGCGAAGGAGGCCUUAUAACCCAUGACUUGCCCUCAGCUCCGCCAGUCGUGGAAAGGGCUUAGUGACCAGAACAGCUCACUUCUUCGUCUUCUUCUUCACUUCAACCCUUACCUGAAUUCCUCGUCUCUUACCACUAAUAUUGACAGGCAAAAUGACCAGUCAACUCGCAAUGAUUCCUCUCUCACUGCUUGCAGCUUGCCUGCUGCUGACCUCGUGCUAUGCGCGACCAUCACGGCUUAGGCGAGAUCAUCCGUCCGGUGUUCGACGACGCUCCUCGGACGACGACCUAUUCAGCCAGCAGCGGACUGCUAACGACCUAGAAGCGUCGGAAACGGGAAAUGCGCCUUGGACCUGUACACUCCGGUCGAGACAAUACUACUUUUCAAUCACACCAUCAAAAACUGUUAUCAACGUCGAGCAGGCAGAAUGCCAUCAGCACGAGGGAUUGUACGUUCCUGUGAAUGAUACUACCACUGGACCAACAGGGCCGUCGCUGGCCUGGACGGACAGCAAGUUUAUUACAUGUCAUGGUGACGAGGUGUGUUUGCCGGCAGGUGUGACAAAUGAAGAUUAUCGCACAGUGCUCGGUUUGAGGAAGACGAGGCGGGCUCACCGCUGCAAGUGCUUCUCCGUCCGUGAGCCAUGUCGUCCUGUCAAGCACAUCGAGAUCUUCUUUCCCAAUACGCCAUUCAGGACAUGGGUUGACACAAAGCGCUGCGUUGGCUCAUGUCCAUCUUUAGGCCGCCGAGGAUUGAUCAGUCAAUCUUGCCGACCCACCAGGACUCGUACCAUCACAAUUCCAGGUCCAAACGGAGCGCAUUGUGUCAACAUCACCCAAGAGUGUGGUUGUGCGCUGAGCUGCUAUCGCACCUCAUAUGACAUGAUCUUCAUCGAGCAGCAGACGGAUGCCAUUACAGGCCAAAAGACUUUUCGAAAUCGGACGAUAGAUGUUGGCAUCUGCCAAGGCUCAUGUGCACAGCGAGUAAGAGAGGAGUGCGCCGAGAAUGAACCCAAUGGCAAUGGCACAGCAAUUGAUCCGGGACUCAAGAACCUUCUAACCGAUGUCUGCGUUGGAAAGGUGAAAAACCUCACGGAGUGCGUGCCCAAUAUCGUGGAAACGGUUAGGUUCAACUCAACGAAAGGAGAAAUUGAAGUGCCUAUCAUCAAGGACUGCACAUGUGUACCACAUGACCUAUUGUAGCAUGUGUCGCCAGCCAUUCACACUUCACUCUGACAUGCCAUCAGCAACAGGCAAAUACACCCCUCUGCCUCGUCUUCUUCCCCUCCUCCUCUUCAAGCCAGCAGUGAGGAGGCAUGAAAGAGCAGGCAACUCACUAUCUCUAGUGUGAUGAGUAUCCGCGGCGUCCUGCCCUCUGACAUGCUCACUUGAUCAACCUUCUGACGUUACUUUUUUUAUUUGUUUAAUAUCACCAAUACCCGUGCCGUCUCCGAAGCCGUCAGCUGCAUUUGCCCACUUGCUAUGUCAACCUUCACAAUGUCGGACUAUGACGUUUCUCACGCUUGACUUUUGAUUUCUUUGAUUCCCUCACUGAGACAUUUUCACCACAUUCCCACCGACCUUCAGACAACGGCCAGCAUCACGAAGAGACCUAAAUGCCAGAGCGAGUGCGCAACUCAUCGGCAGCACGGCACACAAAAGCGGAAGUAAUCCCACGCGGCGUAUCGUCCCACGGCAAGAAAAGCCGGUGGCACACCACCGUAUGCAACUGCACAGUUCAGAACUUCCUUCAUGGGCCGUGGCUUUCAUGAUCUUGACCUCACGUCCAGAGUUGCAAAUUCUGAUCCAUGCGCUCUCUUGCCAAUGCAGUAUUGAUAUUUUCCCCUUACCCCAUUUUCCCCUUCACUGCGCAGCUAUUCGCCCAGCUUGACUAGCCUUUGGAUCACUUUAUCUGGACGAACAUAAUCACAGAGCACGGUUUCUGACCAUCAGCCUCACCAUGCAAGUCACCAGGCACAUGUAUGCCUUCUAGCACUGGACACAUUGCCAAUGCAAAUUCAAAGACCUAUAUCAGUUUUUUUUCUUUCUUUCAUCUAUCUUCUAUUGUGUCCGUUCCUGCCGUUGCCCAGUCGGCAGCAAAUGGCACAAUUCAUCAUAUGAAAGAGGCUCAAUAUUCACCUAAAUCUUCUCGGCUGGCCCACUGUCAUGUAUUGCGUACCAGUUA